CCUCUAGUCAUUCACAAAUACAACUAACGACACUUGUACCACGCACUAGUCAUUCUUCAUUGUCUUUCAAAUCGUAUGUAGAUACAGUGUGAAAGAGCGGGCACGUGCAUUGACUCUGUCAUCCUAUGUUCAACUAGCCUGAAAGAUGUCGUCCGUCUAUGGAACUUCCAUACAACUAUAACCGUUGACUGCUCCAUGACCUGCACCUCCCACCCCUUCCCUUCUUUCUGAACUCCCUCUGAAAUGCCUUCUUUCUGGAAAGCAUUCUCGCAUACCUCUUCCCAUUCUCACUCCGCCCGGACCAACUCAUCACCGGCUUCUAGUUCAAGCCCGGCGUAUGAAUCUCCCCGCGGCGGCAGCGAUAGGCAUCUUUUCGGCGGCGGCGGAGGUCAGCGGCUGACCCGGCAGCCGAGGUUGAGGCAUGCGACGGAGGACGAGCUCGGGUUACGCCUCGGGCUUAUUGAUGGGCAGUCAAAGUCAAAGUCUUUGCCGGUCUCCCCGGAGUCCAAUUCACGGUUGCGGCGUCAUGCCGGCCACUGGUCUGAAUCCGCCUUGCCGCAGCCACUUCCCCUGCCCAAACAGAAUUCUGAGGGUGAAAGUUUACUGACCAAAGGCCAAGGACAUACUUCAAGCUCUGCAGCCACAAGUAAUCCCUCAAGGGAUGGUAAUGGAAAGGCAGUAAAUUCAACAAGGAGAGCAACAACUCAAACUUACAGACGGAGAGGUUUCUAUGAUGAUCAUACAAACACGAACAAGGACAGACUAGACUCCUUCAGACUUGAGGUCCCAGCAAGGAGUGCUCCGGGCAGUGGGUUUACCAGUCCUGUCCUCAGCCCGAAAAAGUUUAGCACAGUUGACAUCUUUAACCCUGCAUUUCUGCAUAGUAAAUCUCACCUGGAGAAUAACCUCAAUGUCCAUCCAUUGCCCCUUCCACCCGGAGUGUUGAGGCUAUCACCGUCAUGUCCCACUCAUAACAAUACAGAAAAAUCAGCACAGUCAUGUCCCACUCAUAACAAUGCAGAAAAAUCAGAUACACCGCUGCCAACGAAAGGUCUAUGGCAAAAAAGGAAAUUAUUAGGACGUGGCACUUAUGGAACUGUUUAUGUUGCAUCUAAUUGUGAAACUGGUGCAUUAUGUGCAAUGAAAGAAGUCGAAUAUGCCCUUGAUGACCCAAAAGCCUUAGAAUGCAUACAGCAGCUGGAACAGGAAAUACAAGUGCUUAGACAGCUGAAACAUCCCAAUAUUGUGCAGUAUUAUGGCAGUGAAAUUGUUGAUGAUCGGUUUUGCAUAUAUUUGGAGUACAUUAAUCCUGGAUCACUUAAUAAAUAUCUUAGAGAUUAUGGAGGAGCUUUGCCAGAGUCUGUUGUUAGGAAUUUUACUCGUCAUAUUGUUUCUGGAAUGGCUUACUUGCACAGCACCAAGACAAUUCACAGGGACAUAAAAGGGGCUAAUUUGCUUGUAGAUGCAUCUGGUGUUGUCAAGCUUGCUGACUUUGGAUUGGCAAAACAUCUUUCGGGAAAGAAUAUUGAUCUUUCAUUGAAAGGAAGUCCGCAUUGGAUGGCCCCUGAGGUGAUGCAGGCGGUGUUAAGGAAGGAUGAUAAUCCAUAUCUUGCACUUGCUGUCGAUAUAUGGAGCUUGGGCUGUACGGUCAUUGAGAUGUUCACGGGGCAACCUCCCUGGAGUGAUCUUAGUUGGGUACAAGCGAUGUUCAGUGUAUUGAACAAAUCGCCACCUAUACCAGAAACACUAUCUUCAGAAGGAAAGCAUUUCAUUGGAUGCUGCUUGCAAAGGAAUCCAGCAGAUAGGCCAUCUGCAGCUAUGCUACUUGAUCAUCCUUUCUUACAUCUCUCCCCUGCCUCUCCAUUCCAACAUGAUACACAACAAGACCUGAUGAAACAUCAACAACUUGAUCAGCUAAAUGCAACUCCGUCCAUUAUGCAUCUGAAACUGUUGCGUAGCAGCCACGGUGACAUAGCAGGUACACACCCACCUAAUUCUGAAGCUAAUGGUGCUGUUGGGGGAUCUCGUCAUCAUUCACCACGCUCAACGCUCGAGCAGCACUCCAUGUUCACAGGGAGCUGAAAAUACAAGGUCUUGGUUGAGCAAUGACUAUGGGAAAUGAAAUCCGCAACUCAUGUAUUUGUGUAUAAUAUUAUAGGUUAUAUAAGUUUUUUUUUUGGAAAAAUCAUAGGUUAUACGAAGUGUCAAGAAUGUUCAGGUCCGAACGUUCGGACAGGAGCCUCCGUCCGAACACCGCCUUUUAGGGAGGUUCCCGGUGGAAUUUUUUGAUGAAAUAUUUUGAGCAUGUUCCUCAUCAAGUCUAGUUUGUCCAUACCAAAUUUCAGCUCAAAAUUCGAUCGGGAAGGCAUUCAAAUAAUUUUUUGAAGUUGACUGCAUUUUUAUAUGUAUAUUCAGACGCAGUCAACUUCAAAAAAUGAUUUGAAUGCCUUCCCGAUUGAAUUUUGAGCUGAAAUAUGGUAUGGACAAACUAGACUUGAUCAGGAACAUGCUCAAAAAACUUCAUCAAAAAAUUCCACCGGGAAGUGCCCCAAAUGGCCAUGUUCGGAUGGCGUUCGGACCAGGGGCUGCUGGACAGGAUCAUUCCUCUACGAAGUGUGGAGUAUAAGUUAAGCAGAAGCUUAUGUACCUCAAGUGAUGCAUCGACUUCUAUUUAACAAAGUCUCCAUCUAUUGUUGUCAUCAAGUAUUCUUGGUAGGACAAAAAUAUUUGAUACUCAUUAUCUCAAUUUGUUUCAAACUGAAUUCAUUAGAAAACAAAUGGAAACUGAAUCCUGAUUGAAAUGUUUACCCCUAAUUGGCAAAUGGCAAUUGAAUAUUUA
Molecule: messenger RNA, 2839 nt
Organism: Cuscuta epithymum
Lineage: Eukaryota; Viridiplantae; Streptophyta; Magnoliopsida; Solanales; Convolvulaceae
Source: the annotation of a GenBank genome assembly